AAGUAGAAGAAAUAAAAACGGAUAUGUAGACGAAUCGAUAGAUAAAUAAAAAGGGGUGUAGUUAUAAGCAGAAACGUUGAUAAAUUUAUAUGUCUUAUCGGUAGAUUAAUAAAAUCAGUACAAAAGAUAGUUGUAUGAAAGAGAAAGAGAGAAAGAGAGGUGGGGAGCGUAAAGCGCCAUCGCGUGGCUGGGAACAGAAUUACAGGGUGACACAUGGCUGCCGGGGUGGCAGCUACGUAGGGGGUGUUUAACGUAAACAAGAAAGGAAGAUAGUGCCCCGCCAUGACAUUAGUGCAAAAUUCAAGAGGUCGAAACUGAAAUUAACCAUGCCCAUUUAUAUGUGAUAUUAUAUUAUCGGAAUUGGGUGUAAAUGUUUGUAUCGUGAUGAACACUACUCUAAAAAGUUUAAAAGACUGUGGGUUUUUAUCUUCACAUACAGUUGCAUUAUGUCAUCGUCUAAUCUCAAAAUAUGAGAUUUUGAAAGAACGGUGAAUGAUUUACGAAGCCUAGUCAAAAGGAUCGUAACGCAAAACUAAUCGAAAAAAAUGCCUCUUCCAAAAAGAUUAGUGGAACCCGUUCACGUCGCACGUGGUACGAUACCGGAAGAUUUCCCAUUACCGUCGGAAUUAGAAGCCGUUACUAAUGGUACUUUGGCUAAUACCAUUAGACAACUGUCCAGCCUCUCACGGCAUGCCGAAGAUCUCUUUGCAGAGCUGACCAGGGAAGCUCAUGCGUUAAGCGACAGGGCGAAUUCUUUACAAGCUAGGAUAGAUCGACUGGCCGUCAAGGUCACUCAACUUGAUAGCAAUGUCGAGGAAGUUUCAUUACAAGAUAUACACAUGAGGAAAGCAUUCAAGAGUUCGGUCGUUUUUGAUCAACAAGUAGUUUCAAGAGAUACGAUGCCAACGGCAAUGUUAGAAACUUAUCGUCAAUGCGACACACCACCACCUUUAGAUAAACUCAACAUUUAUAGGGAGGAUGGAAAAGAUGGACUGAAGUUUUACACGGAUCCGAAUUAUUUCUUUGAUCUAUGGAGUCAGGAGAUGUUGAAAGAUACGGAAAAGAAAUUGCAUGAUCGAGGGAAAAAGACUGAAACAGAAUAUGCCGAACCAUACAGAAAGCCUCAUAGGCCACGGAAUGAAGGUAGCGGUGGUGGAGGUAGACACAAGAAGCGUGUAAGACAGCCUCAUAAUACAAGGGAAAGGCAGAGACAAUUAGCGGUCGGCCAUGGAGAAUAUAUAAUGCCAACACAAGGGGUUCAAUAUAGAGCACCUCAUAACAUGACCGAUGAGACGAUGAUGGGGAUGGUCGUAACCGAAUCAAGACCACCAAGACCGAACAGUAUUGAACUUAGACGAAGUUAUCCACCAGAGGAGCAACACUUGUAUAGCCCUUCUUCCUCUGAUCAUUACAGGGCAACGAAUUCUGUUUCCCAUGGUUACGAAGAAAACGUGUACGGUUCUCAUUAUGCUUCUGGUCAAGGCCAACAAGGUAGCGAAACUUAUCAGAGUCCAGGCGGACAAAGUACACCCAGCAGAAGUGGUAGAUCGCGACCUUCUCAACCACCUCCGGCACCACCAAGCAAUACUUCAAGUAAUUCGACUCCCACGGUAGCCUCUGCCAACAAUACUCCUACCAGAGGAAGAUCUAUGAGUACUGGUAGAGAUACGCUUCCACCACCUCCUCCUCCACCAGGAGAAACCAUGUCUCCGCCUUCCAUGAACGGUUCGAUACCGUCUCACUUGUUAAACAGGAAUGGAAGUCGUCCAAACAGUCCUUUACCGAGUCAUCAUUCGACUCCUACUCCACCAAAUCACUCGGCACAAAUUGGUACAGACGAAACAGAUCCCGUCUCUCAAGAUUUACCGCCACCACCUCCAACACCCGAUCCUACACCACCAAGGCCUAUUUCUCCACCGUGUAAUAUUCCUCCUCCUCCUCCACCACCACCACCACCGCCAGCUAUUAAUGGUUCAUCUCCACCGGUACCAUUGACGAACGGAGAUAUUGCCAAAAUGAUAGCCAUGUGUCCGCCGAAAUUAAAACCAUUGAAAAGUAUCGAUGGACAGCUACGAAAGUCUGUCAAUCCGAACAUCCCAUUGGUAGAUCCAAGGAAUGAUUUACUUAAAGCGAUAAGAGACGGGAUAAAAUUGAGAAAAGUAGAAAAAAUCGAGCAGAAGGAAGUAGAACGUGUUAACGCAUUGAACGACGUUGCAUCCAUAUUGGCUCGCCGUGUUGCUGUCGAAUUUAGCGAUAGUGAUUCAGCUUCUGAAAGCGAAUGCGACAGCGAAGGAUGGGGCGAACAAGAAACGAAUCUCGCGUGACCCACCUCUUUUCCAUCUGCCGCCACUGCCUCCUAGAAAAAUGACCGAGGAGCUACCCUUUUAAUUUCUUCUUGAAAUUUCUUUGGGCCAUCUACAUCAGAAUUGUCGAAUCGAUCUUGCACAGUCUAGCCAAACUACAAGAUCAUAAAGUAAGCAUAAUGUUAAUGGUUUGUUUUUUUCUUUUUCUUUUUUUUUCUUUCUUUCUUUCUCUCUCUCUUUUUUUCUUUUUUUUUCUUUUCUUUUCUUUUUUAUACUUUUUUAAUAGACACCUGCACGAGCGAAGUUAGAAAUCAUUUGACGAUAUACUAUGAGAACGUGGGGAAUUAAAUAAAUAUAAUGUCGUUAACAUAAAAUUUACUCCGUUUCGGUGUGACGAACUUAUCGAUUUAUCGCACGACUAAAAUUAUUCAUGUAGAAAUAAAAGCCAAAGAACCUUGCAUAUUCAUAGAUUUCUUUUUUAUUUUUUUUUUAUUUUUUCGUUGUAUUUUGUAUUUUUCAAUCUUGCCACUCGAGUAUAAUAUAUGAAUUAAAAAAAGAUACAGUACAAUGAGAAUAAUGCUUUAGUUUUUUUUUUAUUUCUUUUUUUUUAUAAAACAUUAAUUGAAACUAAAUAUAUAAUUGAUAACAGCAAGAAGGCUAGAUAAGAGACAAAGUUUACAUGUAUUUAAAAAUAUUAAAUUAUCACACACGUAUGCAAGUGCGCGCGCACACACAGCACACACACACACACACACACACCGUGUUUUCUUAGGAUAUAUAAAAAUUCUAAAAUAAUAUAAAUAUUAAUUAAAUUAUACGAAAGAAUUCAAUACAAUAACUUGUACGUUAAUAACGUUGAUUGUAUAUUGUUUAAAAUUACAAAUUAUGUGUGAAUUAAAUUGAUUCUCAAACAUUAUAAAAGAUAUUAUUAAAUAAUAAUACGUUUAAAGUUCGUUAUUUUGCACAUACAAUCGUCAUUUAUAAUUAUGAUAUGUCGAUUGUGCCAAAUAAUGAAGUAUAUUUGUGUAUCCUAGAAAUAUAACGAUAUCCUCAAACAAUAUGUUUCAUUCUAUGCAAGGUUCAAACGUCACACGUACGAAUAAUUUUGGAUCGAAUGAUUUCAGAUUCUGUUAUUAUAUUAAUAAGAAUGAGAAAGAGUACGUUUUUUGGAUCUACAAAAAAUAAUAAAAAAAAAAGAAAAUUGUCAUGUAAUAAUAAAAAGAAAUUGAAGAAGAUAAAUGAUAAAAUAGAAGAUAAUAAUAAAAAGGAAAAGAAGUUAGAAGAAUAUACGCACAUGGAAAAUAUAAGCAUCACUUUUAUAAAGUACUUCUCGAUAUUUGUCAGGGACUUUUAUAAUGUCCUUCUUGGCACAUUCCACAGUACCAAUAAAGUCUAGUUAACAAAUACUUCUUUUCAAUUGGACUGUUUAACGAUGGUAUUAACGAUACAAUUUUCACGUAAUAUAGAUGAAAUAAUAAACUUUGCAUUAUAUAUGAUACUAUAUGCUAUUAAGUAGGACGUACAUGCAUAUAUAUAUAUGUGAAAAAGAGAAAAAAAAGCCAAAAUACAGAGUUUAUAUUUUUUUCCUUCGUGUCAUAUAUAAGUCUUGUAAAAUACUAUACUUCGAACUAGUUAUUAUAAUUAGGUAGUAUCUAUAUGAGAUGUCUAACAAUGAUUUGUUACCGCUUCGCCAGAGGAUAAUCGACUCAGAUAAAAACAGGAUUAUAUGGCGAAUGGACAAUAUAUUAUUUCUUUACGCUCUAUACGUAUAAAAUUAAAAAAAAUAAAAUAAAAAAAUAAAAAAAAACGUAUCGUGUGUGCGUCCUACCGCAACGAUAAUGGUACAUCGAGUUUUAACGUUCGGUCGACGGUCUUGCAAAUAAUAAUAAUCUUCCACGUCUGUUGUAAGGGAAAUAGCGUUAGAGACUGUCAUCGGAUUUUUCGCUUGUAUCAAGAGAUAUAUCGAGAAUAUGUAAUGAAAAAAAUGCUCCAUUAUAUGUAAGAUUUAACGAAGUUGUUAUUUAAUAAAAAUGAAAAAGAAACAUUUCCUAGUAUAUAAUGAAAUUAAAUGUAUAAUUAUAUGUAACGACACGAUGAUAUAUAUAUAUAUAUAUAAAUGUAUUAGUUAUAUAUAUAUACAUAUAUACACGCACACAUUAUAUAUGUACAUAUAUAUAUAACUAAUAUUACGCCGAAUAUGUUAUAUUAUACACUAACAUUAAGGUUGUUUGAAAGAAGCUAUCUGUAAUUUAUUUUGCAUCGGUGUUAUAACUAAAGUUAGAAAUAAAUAGUGGUUGCAUCAUCACAUAAUCUUACGUGUUCCAGUAGAGAUCUAUCACAAAAUAGAUAGAUAUUUGAUAGAAAUAUUAAUGGAAAGAUAUCAUCCCUCAUCCAGUGGUUUACCCGGCUCUUUAAAUAAGAAUUAUUUAAAAAAUCCGGCCGAUCUUCGCGUAUUGUUAUCGAAACGUGUAAUAACGAAUGAUGCACCUUCUAGACACAUUUUUACAUAUAUCGUAUUAUCGUUUUCAUUACCUAUUUUUAACAUGAAUGAUUCAUUUUCAAUGAUUCAAAAAUAGCUUGGUGUAUUUGGAUGAUAAUUAUAUCCAAUGUAAUAAGAUAAUUACGAUAAAAAAAAAAAGAAAAUAUAUGAUUAUUACUUUAGAUAACAGGAGAGACACGUAUGAAAAGAAGUGUACAAAUGCAACACGUAAAUCACACACACACACACACACACAUGUUGUAUUAUGUUGAUAUAUUGCUCAGCAAAAUGAUUUUGUCUUUCUCAGAAGAAAACAAAUAAGAAGAUAGAAUCCUCUUUCUUUGCUUUAAGUAUAUUACGCUUCUAUGAAGCUACACGCGUUAAAUUAUUGUAAAAUUACGAUAUACCAAUGUAAGUUUGCGAUUUCCCAAAAGUGAUAAGUCAUUGUUCUCUCAUUUAGUAAUACGAAUAAUGAAAAAGAUCAGAUUGCUCAAUGGUCCUAUGGAUUAUAGUGACUUUGAUCUUCCUUUUGUUUGCAUUAGGAAACCAAAAUAAAAUAUGAUAUCUCUGUGUAAACACACGUUUCUAAUUGAUAAACUUUGUAAAUCCAGCAUCUGAUGAGAUUGCUCUAACUACGAACAGAAUCUAUUCGCAACAUUAUUUUCAUACUUUUCAUUUUUCAUAUUGAUAAUGGCUUCGAGACAUAAAUUAUACGAUUAUUCUAACAAAAGUUUAAGUGCCAAUAAUAAUGAUGGCAUCGUGAUAAUCUAUUAUUAUGUUUAAUAAGCCGAUUCUUACGCCUGCGAAGUCAUUGCAAUAAUAAGAACUUCUCUUUUUACACGUAAAGAAUAUGGAUCUUACGAAAAUAGAAACGUACUAUUUGAACAAUAAUCGCUAUUAUGAUAUAUAAUUAUAUUAUUAAUAAUUAAAGAUUUGUAGUAAAACUGUACAGAACCAAAUAAAUUCAAAAGUCAUCAGCCGUA
Molecule: messenger RNA, 5765 nt
Organism: Vespula vulgaris
Lineage: Eukaryota; Metazoa; Arthropoda; Insecta; Hymenoptera; Vespidae
Gene: SCAR
Product: actin-binding protein WASF3
Exons: 10
Coding region: 546-2324 (592 amino acids)
Biological process (GO): actin cytoskeleton organization; positive regulation of Arp2/3 complex-mediated actin nucleation
Cellular component (GO): cytoskeleton; SCAR complex
Molecular function (GO): protein kinase A regulatory subunit binding; actin binding; Arp2/3 complex binding
Source: RefSeq, a predicted model, not a curated record